AUGUUCUCUAAGCUCUUUGUUACCGCCAUGGCGGUCGCCGGCGCCAACGCCGCCCGUCCUUUCCUCAACGAGGCCGACACUGGUCUCGCAGAUGUUCUCGGUGACGACUACCCCGUUGGCCAGCUCCCUCCCCUAGAGGACAUGGUUGGUCUGCCCGACUUCGAUUGGGCUGCCCGCAACUACCUCCCCGCCACUAACUACACCUACUACCGCAACGGUGUUGGCGGUGAGUCGUCGUACAGGAACAACCUCGAGGUUUUCAGCCGCUACCGCCUGAGGCCCCGUACCAUGGUUGACAUUAGCAACGUUGGCGACUCCCUUCAGACUACUAUCCUCGGCUAUAACUUUUCUAGCCCCUUCUUCAUCUCUCCUGCCGCCCGCGCCGACUUCGCUCACCCCGACGCCGAGCUGAACCUGAUGAAGGCCGCCGGUAUUGGAGGCAUCCCCUACAUUGUAAAUUCCCCUCUGGGCGAGGCUCUCGAGAAAAUGCAUGUUGCGGAUACUUACACACAGAAACAGGUCUCAGGCUACGCGUCCCUGCCCUGGGAGGAUAUUGCCAACGUCGCCCUCGACAAUCAGACUUUCUUCACCCAAAUCUACUUCCAGAACAACGUCACUCAGAACAAGGAGCUCGUUGAGCAGGCUGUCAAGAUCGGUGCCAAGGCCCUUGUCUGGGCCGUCGACUCUCCCGGCUCCCCUGACCGCCAGCGUGCUGCCCGUUUUGACGUCGGCUCCCAGAACACCGAGUUCAUCACCAACACUUGGGAGAAAUACGACCAGUUUAGGUCGUGGACCGAUCUGCCUAUUGUUCUCAAAGGUAUCCAGACUGUCGAGGACGCUCGCGCUGCCGUUGACCACGGCGUCGACGCCAUUAUCCUCUCCAACCACGGUGCGCGCAACCUUGACGGCUCCCCCUCCUCGCUCGAGACUGCCCUCGAGAUCUUCCAGCAGGACCCCAAGAUCUUUGAGGAGAUUGAGGUUUUCGCCGACGGUGGUAUCCGCUACGGUAGCGACGCCCUUCGCCUUUUCGCCCUCGGUGUCAAGGCCAUUGGUAUCGGUCGCCCCAUCAUGUACUCCAACAUCUACGGUGUCGAUGGCGUCAGCAAGGUUAUCUCACUGCUUCACACUUCCAUCAAGAACGACGCCGCGAACCUUGGACUUGCCAGUCUCAAAGAUAUCAACUCCACUUACGUUAACUGGACCCCCCAGUUCUCGUGGGGUGUCUAA
Messenger RNA from Geosmithia morbida, 1227 nucleotides. RefSeq names its product FMN-dependent dehydrogenase. Lineage: Eukaryota; Fungi; Ascomycota; Sordariomycetes; Hypocreales; Bionectriaceae. Bases 1 to 1227 code for a protein of 408 amino acids. Gene Ontology annotation, molecular function: FMN binding; oxidoreductase activity; protein binding. The record is from RefSeq and is a predicted model, not a curated record. The transcript is spliced from 4 exons.